CCAGGUACAGGUGGAUGAAUAUAAACAGCUGAAGGACACGCUUGAUAAGAUGCCCAGUCUGAGAAAUGCAGCCGUACAACCGCAAGCACCUGUACAGCUAGUCCAGAACAAGAACAUUGAUGAACCCCAACAACCCAAGCAAGAGGUGGCACCAGCUGAAGGUCAUGCGCAGGUGGAGCGGGUGAAGUCUGCUUAUGAACAGCAGCAGGAGCAGCAGCGUCUGGCGGCACAGCUGGCGGAGGAGCGCAGACAGCUGCAUCUGCGUCAGGAGGCCCUGCAGAAGCAGCAGCUGCAGCAGCAGAAGGAGAGAGAGGAAAGACUACGCCUGCAGAGAGAGAGAGAGGAGCAGCUGAACCGAGAGGCAGAUCUCAAAGAGCAAAAACUCAAGCAAGAGAUGCUCCGGAAAAAGGCAGAAUAUGAAAACAUGGAUGCUGAUAUAGUGCAGGGAGAAGAAGAGGCACAAAUAGCCGAGGAGAAAGAGGAGAACGCACUACAUGAAGAUCCAAGGCAAGGUGAAGAGGACAACGUUCACCAUGAGGAGAAGCGACCAGUAGAAGCGGAUGUUGAUCCAGAGGACGACCCCAACAACCAGGGUGAGGAUGAGUUUGAGGAGGCUGAGCAGCAGCAUCAUCAUGAGGAGGAAGAGCCAGCACCCGUCGGCCACCCGGACAUGCACCCACAUGCUGAGAAUCAGCACCAGCCACCCGCAGAAGAGCAACUGGUGAUGCCCGGAAACCCAGAUCAGCAGGAAGACGCUCUGGAUGAGCAGUACCAGGAGGAAGGAGAUGAUGAGGCUCAAGAAGAGCUGGUAGACAAUCCCAAGCAUGAAGUGGCGCGAGAGGAAGAGGGAGACCCGUAUAAUGAGGAGAAUGUAGAACAGGAAGAUCCCAGAGAUCACGGAGUAGCAGUGAAGCAGGACAAUCAACCGGCCCAACAUCACAAUGAAGAAAACUAUGAAGACGAAGAAGAGGAAGAAGAAGAAGGUAACGGAGAUAAACCACCCAUCCGCAGGGCAGAAAUGUGAGGUGGGGGAAAGUAAGGACAGUCAAUGGCUGCCACUUGUAUGGAUUGAGAUUUCUCGUCCCAUUCUCAUAAACUUUGUGCCAGGUUUAAGGGUUCUUUUAGGUCAAUCGAAUGAAUAGGAAAUGAAUGGACUGUGUGACUAAAAACAGAGAUGCACCAAAACGCCCUGCUGUCAACCUGUCAUCUAAGAAAUGGCAGAAUACUGUUUCAUCUUUGAUUUCUUCAGCGGGAUGCACCACAACCUCUUGCACUGACAGAUUUGCCAUGUUUGAUCACUAUAUGCAAGGUAAAUUUGGAGGUAAACACUCAAAUUGAUGGACAGGCAGCCAUUGAAUGCUCAUUUUAGUGUUAAUUCAUCCUUCUUUGGCUGUUGAAUAAUGCAGUGCAGUAAUAUUGCAUGCUGGGUGAGUUUGGCAGGACGCUCUCGGGUCACUAUGAAUGUUUACACAUAAUUCAAGCCGAUAACUGUAGCUGUUUUUUAAAAAUGUUGUACUCUCUUUGCAUAUUUACCAUAGUGAGAUUACUGAGUAGACAUACUGUAAGCCAAAUUACAUGAUUUUCACCAAGUGCCUCUCUAGACAUAAUACAAAGAACUUUCUCAUGUUAUCGGUCUUUGCCAGGAUGAUCUGUUUCUGAUGUCUUUGUUGAAUUUUGUCUAAAAGUCAUUACUCUAGUAUAAACCUGUACUAGUGUUCUGCGUGCUACUGGAUCUAAAGUCUUAUUGUCGAUGUAUUAAACAUAAGACGUUAUAGAAAUGAAUGGCACAUUGAAAAUUACAAUGCAUACUAUUCAGAUGUAGAACAAAUUAGAUUAAAAGAUUUGCGAGGAAUGUACUUUAAAUCACUAUCAUUUUAAAAACCUAUAUAUUUAUUUUGUCAAGUAUUUACUUUGUUUUAUAUAUAUAAAUGCUAUCAGAUGAAAUCACCUUUUUUAUUUUGUGGGGGAUUUUUUGAUUUAUUAGUUGAUGUAAUAUUGGUGAAACCAGCUUUUCCUGUUAUUUGUUCAGCUUUAUAUUCUUUAAACUUUAUAUUUAAAAUAAAUAUCUUUAUAUGUA
Molecule: messenger RNA, 2077 nt
Organism: Danio rerio (zebrafish)
Lineage: Eukaryota; Metazoa; Chordata; Actinopteri; Cypriniformes; Danionidae
Gene: golim4a
Product: golgi integral membrane protein 4a
Cellular component (GO): Golgi membrane
Source: RefSeq, marked provisional